Impatiens glandulifera is the source of this 711-nucleotide messenger RNA. RefSeq names its product two-on-two hemoglobin-3. The record is from RefSeq and is a predicted model, not a curated record. The coding region runs from base 69 to 584 and encodes 171 amino acids. NCBI's taxonomy places the organism in Eukaryota, Viridiplantae, Streptophyta, Magnoliopsida, Ericales, Balsaminaceae. Gene Ontology annotation, molecular function: heme binding; oxygen binding; oxygen carrier activity. Gene Ontology annotation, biological process: oxygen transport. The transcript is spliced from 4 exons.
UUGCUAUCUGCAAAUGUUAAAGGAAGGAAUCUAGAGAGUUCGAAUAGGAGAGAAGACAGAACGUAACGAUGCAAUCUCUUCAGCAGAAGGCGUCGGAAUGGAGCGGAGUUGACCAGACAGAUGCGUUCGCCAUUGACGAGAUCAAUCUAUUCGAGAAGCUCGGCAAGCAAACUUUCAUCAAUCUCUCAACUCAUUUCUACAACAGGGUUUAUGAUGACGAACAAGAGUGGUUCCGAUCUAUUUUUGCGAAUUCGAGUAAAGAAGACGCGAUUCAAAAUCAGUAUGAGUUCUUCAUCCAGAGAAUGGGAGGACCGCCUCUGUAUUCCGAGAGAAAAGGUCAUCCUGCUCUCAUCGGUCGUCACCGUCCUUUUCCAGUAACUCAUGAAGCUGCAGAGAGGUGGCUUCAACACAUGCAACAAGCAUUAGACAGCACUGCAGAUAUAGAUUCGGAUUCCAAAACCAAAAUGAUGAACUUCUUCAGGCAUACUGCAUUCUUUCUUGUGGCUGGAAAUGAGAUGAAAAAUCCAAACCAAGGAGUUCCUCCACCAUGUAAGCAUGCAACUAGCAAAACAUCUACUAACUAACUGUGAACUUUCAUUGCAAAAUUGCAAAUUCAUGAUUGAAUGAAUCUAAAUUAGUUACUAAGUUUAUUUAACAUUGAACAAUCUGUUGAUUAUCAGCACUAUUAUUGUCAUAUUAUCAGUUAGUUAA